AAUCUCCGGCAUCCAAUCUAAAUCUCCCUAUUGACGCCAUCCCUCCCUUCUGCUUUACCAACCACACCUCUCAGCUCGGUGCCAUCAGCACACCUGCUGAGGUUGCACUCCAUCCCAUCAUCUUACAUCACUGAUAAAGACGUUAAACAGUAGCGGACCCAAGACGGCCCCCUGGGGUCCUGCUUAGAAGCUGUAGAUUUGUGAGAGGUCAGAAGACCGGCACGCGUAAAGCAGGAAACGAAUGAACCGAGUUUAAAGGAAACUGGCGGCCUUUUAUGCCCUCAACCCUACACCAGCCGCCUCGCUCCCGGAACGCGGCGCUCGGGGUGCGGCUGCCGUCAGGAAGGGACUGCCGGCUCCGAGCGGGGCCGGAAGGGGCGGCUCCGCUCUGCUCUGCGCGGCACGGCAGGAGCGCGCCCGGCCGGGCGGAGCGGCGAGCGCUGCCAUCGAGGCGGGCUCCGCGCUCUCACACGGCCCGCGGGAGGAUGAACCUGGAGCGGCUGAGGAAGCGGGUGCGGCACUACAUCGACCAGCAGCAGUAUCAGAGUGCCCUGUUCUGGGCUGACAAAGUAGCUUCAUUGUCUCAUGAGGAACCUCAAGAUAUCUACUGGUUGGCCCAGUGUCUUUACCUAACAGCUCAGUAUCAUAGGGCAGCACAUGCCCUUCGAUCACGUAAAUUGGAUAAGUUAUAUGAAGCAUGUCGCUACCUUGCAGCUAGAUGUCAUUAUGCUGCCAAAGAACAUCAACAGGCCUUGGAUAUUCUUGAUAUGGAAGAGCCAAUCAACAAAAGACUCUUUGAGAAGUACAUGAAGGAUGAAAGUGGAUUGAAAGACUCUACCACAGACUGGGAGAUGUCACAAUCUUCUAUCAAGAGCUCUAUAUGCCUUUUGCGAGGGAAGAUCUAUGAUGCUUUGGAUAAUAGAACCCUAGCAACACACAGCUACAAAGAAGCCUUGAAGCUUGAUGUUUACUGCUUUGAAGCAUUUGAUCUUUUAACAUCGCACCAUAUGCUGACAGCACAAGAAGAAAAGGAACUUCUUGAAUCUCUACCUCUUAAUAAACAGUGUACAGAAGAAGAACAGGAAUUGCUGCACUUUUUAUUUGAGAAUAAAUUGAAAAAGUAUAAUAAACCCAGUGAAACACUGAUUCCUGAAUCAGUAAAUGGUCUUCAGGAAAACCUGGAUGUAGUAGUGUCUUUAGCUGAAAGACAUUAUUAUAACUGUGACUUCAAAAUGUGUUACAAGCGUACUUCACUAGUGAUGGAAAAGGAUCCUUUCCAUGCAAACUGUUUACCUGUCCAUAUAGGGACACUUGUGGAACUUAAUAAAGCAAAUGAGCUCUUCUAUCUUUCUCAUAAACUGGUGGAUUUGUACCCAAAUAAUCCUGUGUCAUGGUUUGCAGUAGGUUGCUACUAUCUCAUGGUUGGCCACAAAAAUGAACAUGCCAGAAGAUACCUCAGCAAAGCUACUACACUUGAGAGGACCUAUGGACCUGCUUGGAUAGCAUAUGGACAUUCAUUUGCUGUUGAGAGUGAACAUGACCAAGCAAUGGCUGCAUACUUCACAGCUGCACAGCUCAUGAAAGGGUGUCAUUUGCCAAUGCUCUAUAUUGGACUGGAAUAUGGUUUGACCAACAACUCGAAGCUAGCUGAAAGGUUUUUCAGCCAGGCUUUAAGCAUUGCACCUGAAGAUCCUUUUGUUAUGCACGAAGUUGGAGUGGUUGCAUUUCAAAAUGGAGACUGGAAAACUGCAGAAAAGUGGUUUCUCGAUGCACUGGAAAAAAUCAAAGCGAUUGGAAAUGAGAUAACAGUUGAUAAGUGGGAGCCUUUACUGAACAACUUGGGACACGUCUGCCGAAAACUGAAGAAGUAUGAAGAAGCACUGGAAUACCAUCGCCAGGCUCUAGUACUAAUUCCUCAGAAUGCUUCUACUUACUCUGCCAUUGGCUACAUACAUAGUCUAAUGGGCAAUUUUGAAAGUGCAAUUGACUAUUUUCAUACGGCCCUUGGACUUAGGAGGGAUGACACAUUUUCAGUCACAAUGCUCGGACAUUGCAUAGAAAUGUAUAUUGGUGAUUCCGAAGCUUACAUUGGAACAGAGAUCAAAGACAAACUAAGAUGUUAUGACUUCGAUGUACACACGAUGAAGACCUUAAAGAACAUUAUUUCACCUGCCUGGGAUUUCAGAGAAUUUGACAUAGAAAGACAGACUCUGGAUGAGAGUGGUAUAGUAACAUUAGAAACAUCACAUCAAAGGACAAAUACAGAUACCAGCCGUCCGUUGGAAGAAACAUUUGAGAUAGAAAUGAAUGAAAGUGAUAUGAUGUUAGAAACGUCAAUGUCAGACCAUAGUACAUGACCAUAAAUUCUGGUAGUGGGCACAUUUUGUCUAAGUACUUGUUUUAGUGUUUUUGUUAUGGUGUUAUACUUUCAGGAAUUUGCUAUUUUUAUAUGAAUUCAUACUACUAUGCUGUAUUUAACACCUGAGAAAUAAUGCUUGCCUUAAGGAUGAUUAAAACAUACAUGAGGGAUUAUUUCCAAUUUUAUUAUUUCUACAAAGUUGAUCAUAUGUGAUAAAGUAAAAAAAAAUAAUAAUAAUAAAUUCACAUUAUGUUUUUAAAACCGUUUACUGAUCCUUGUGUCUGCCAUCAGUAAGACUGUGAAGGUUUAAAAAUAAUACCUAACAUGGAACAGUUUACAGUAUUGCCGAAUGGAUUAGCCAAGGUCUAACACAGUAUUAUUGUAGCUUUUGAUUUUUUCAUCCUGUCUUUGAGGAAUGCUUUCUUAGUAAAUAGACCAAAAAACCCGUGAGGUUUACCACUUACUACUUCAUAAAUAUGUGUUUCUUCACAGAGUGGUUUCAGUGGAUUCCCAUCACUUGACUCUAAUUGGACAUGCAUUAAAUUGAUGGCAAAGCAUGUUACUUUGUUAUGCCUUCUCCUAAUUAUUGUUGACUUCUUUGUUGUUAUUCUAUAUUGUGCUACUGAGCGGUCAUGUGAGAACUGUUUCUGGUAAGCUGAUGGGACAACAAACAUGAAUGGCAAAAAUAUAAAAAUACCAAGGUAAAUUGGUGUGUCCUGCAAUUAAUGAUACCUGAACUAUUUUUCAGUAGUGUAAUAAUAAAGUUGUAAGCCACAGUGUA
Molecule: messenger RNA, 3140 nt
Organism: Phasianus colchicus (ring-necked pheasant)
Lineage: Eukaryota; Metazoa; Chordata; Aves; Galliformes; Phasianidae
Gene: CDC16
Product: cell division cycle 16
Biological process (GO): positive regulation of mitotic metaphase/anaphase transition; anaphase-promoting complex-dependent catabolic process; protein ubiquitination
Cellular component (GO): anaphase-promoting complex; cytoplasm
Molecular function (GO): protein binding
Source: RefSeq, a predicted model, not a curated record